Nematocida ausubeli is the source of this 1086-nucleotide messenger RNA. RefSeq lists its product as uncharacterized. Gene Ontology annotation, cellular component: endoplasmic reticulum membrane; endoplasmic reticulum. Lineage: Eukaryota; Fungi; Microsporidia. The transcript has a single exon. The coding region runs from base 1 to 1086 and encodes 361 amino acids. Gene Ontology annotation, molecular function: protein-disulfide reductase activity; FAD binding; thiol oxidase activity. Gene Ontology annotation, biological process: protein folding in endoplasmic reticulum. The record is from RefSeq and is a predicted model, not a curated record.
AUGAGAAUAUUUCAAUGUACUCUGGUUAUUUCUGUAUAUUUUGGGAUAUUUUGGUUAGGCAGGGUUAUGGCCCAGAUGGAAAUGUAUAAUAACCUGGAUAUACGUAAAUAUCUAGGUAUAUUAUGUACAGUAGGUGACUUCUCUAGGGUUGAAGUAGUGAUUGAAACUGGGUGCCCAGAAAUCAUAAAAAGACAAUUGAAAGAGUGCGGUGUACCAUGUGAUAUAAGUAGUAGGGUGGAUUCUAGUGAGAAUUCAGGACUAAGUGACUUUAGGGCAGAAAUUGGUGAGAAAAUUAAAAUGACAGAGACAGUAGGUACUAAGACCCAAAUAGAAGUGGAUUUGAAUACAGUACUAGAGAGGUAUACAGGAUAUAAUGGGUCACCCAUCUGGGAAUAUAUACAUAAGAUAUCUGGUAGUGAUAAAUUACUGACAUUAUUAGUAGGUGGUAUUCAUUCUUCUGUCUCUGUCCAUGUCUGUGCAUUCUAUAAUGCAGAUCCAGUCAAUAGAAGACUCUAUAUGAAUUAUAAAUUAAUGUCAGAGAAAUUAAAUCAGGAAUAUAUAAGGGACUUAAGGAGAACAAUGGAUAUCCUUAUAUCUUUAAUUCCUGUUGUACUCCCAGAUAUAUUUAGACUAGCUGAGUCAGAAUAUGCCAGGAAGACAGUUAUUUCCUUAAGGAAUUCCCUUCCUAAUAGGAGAUAUGUAUAUAGUAUGUAUAAUGUAUCUGAUGAGACAAUUCAGAAGUGCAGUAGUAUAUCUUACUUAAUGGGGUGUGUUAGUUGCUUAAGGUGUAAGGUCUGGGGGAAAGUACAGAUGGAAGGACUUAAGUGCGCAGUGAAAUUAUUGAGGAGAGCACAAGGUGCUUCCUUGGAGAUAAGUGACUUUGAAGUAAAGUGCUUUGUGAAUCUACUGAAUAGACUGUCUAUUUCAACCAGUCAGUAUGCUAAGUACAAAGGAGACUUAGAGAAGUUCCAAAGGGAAGGACUCUUAAGACAAAACAGAAGGGAGAAGAUUGUGGAUGGAGUGUACUCCAUGGUUGCAUCACCACUCUUAAUGAAGGGCAUGCACAAGGGACACAAGAAGGCAUAG